Molecule: messenger RNA, 6899 nt
Organism: Epinephelus lanceolatus (giant grouper)
Lineage: Eukaryota; Metazoa; Chordata; Actinopteri; Perciformes; Serranidae
Gene: sack1hb
Product: family with sequence similarity 83 member Hb
Biological process (GO): protein localization to cytoskeleton; intermediate filament cytoskeleton organization; positive regulation of cell migration
Cellular component (GO): keratin filament
Molecular function (GO): protein kinase binding; keratin filament binding
Source: RefSeq, a predicted model, not a curated record
UUCAGCGCGCUGCUCUGUGCCAUAGUGGCGGCAGCUCUGGAUUUUCACACCCCGCCGAGGGAAACGCUCAGCCCGGGCCUGGAGUCCGUGUGGCCCCACGUCAUCGCCUGUCUUCGCUGGUUGGCAGUGGAGGGUGUACACCGGGGGUUUGGGUGGAGUUGGUACCCGAAGUGGGGAAUGUGACGCACCGACGGGAAGGAGACGCACAUCGGCGGUUUCACCGGGGGAAAGCGAGAAGACAGGAGACAAGUUCUGCAACUAAUUUGGGAGGUUUGAAUUCCUCCUCCCUUGCCUCCCCUCACCUGAGCCCUGACCUCUGACCCCACUCCUCUCUCCAACCAUGCCAAACCGAUCUCAGAGUUCAUCAGUUGGUGAUAACCCCCUCGACCCAAACUACCUGCCCCCACAUUACCGUGAGGAGUACCGCCUGGCCAUUGAUGCUCUGAUAGAAAAUGACAUACAGGGAUACUAUGAGUUCCUCCAGACUGCAGAUGUGGUCGGUUUCCUGGCACAGUCGGAAAUUGAAUUCAUCAAGUCCACACUCCAGACGCCCAACCCGACCUCCAGCGUCCCAGAGCUUACGUACCAUGACGGGGGUCAUGACGCUGAUGGCUCCUCAGACACCUACUGGCCGGUACAGUCGGACUUGGCUGCCCCCGGGCUGGACCUGGGCUGGCCAAUGCAACAGCAUAGCUUCAUGGGGCCCACAGAGGUCACCACUCUAGUCAACCCAUCAGACCCAGACAUGCCAAGUAUCAAGGAGCAGGCCAGGAGACUCAUCAAGAAUGCACGCCAAGUUCUUGCCGUGGUGAUGGACACAUUCACAGAUGUGGACAUUUUUGCUGACCUCUUGGAUGCAGCAGCACGCCACGUUCCUGUUUACAUUCUACUGGAUGAGCAGGAAGCCCCUCACUUUGUCUCUAUGGUCUUCAACUGCAAAGUCAACUUGGACCUACAUCCUAUGGUGCGUGUCAGGACUGUGCCAGGAAUAACCUAUUAUUCCCGGACGGGGAAAUCGUUUAAGGGGCAGGUGAAAGAUCGUUUACUACUGGCUGACUGCAGAGCUGUACUCAGUGGCAACUACAGUUUCAUGUGGUCCUACGAGAAGAUCCACCGCUGCAUUGCCCAUCUCUUCCUCGGGGAGCUGGUCGCCACCUUUGAUGAAGAGUUUCGCAUUCUCUUUGCUCAGUCAGAACCUCUAGUCAUUGGCCCAUCCGAUGGAGCCCUUGCUCUCUCUGACACCAGCAGCACCAGCAGUUUCUUAGGCAACCAGUUUGGUUUGAAGAGGACCCAGUCUUUGCGCAACCCCAUAGGUUUCCGCAGACAGCCUGAGAUUCCCUCUGCCUUCCCCUAUGGAGACUCUGAUCGUAACCCUGCACUUCCUUUCCGAAGGGCUGAUCCAUUUCGUCACACCAUUGAACCUGGCGCAGGAAUCACGAUUGGAAAGUAUUCCCAGCAACAGUUUCGUCUGCAGCAGUCAUUUCUGGAGCAGGGAAGGUCUAUAGUUUCCAGGCAGAUGGAGUUGAGUACCACUGCCUUCAAGAGGCACAGCUACGCAGAGGGAACCCAGGAAAACUACACAUCUUCGAGGCACUUCAUGAAGCACAGAGUCAUGAAUAAUCUAGACGAGACAGACUUCCACAGGGAGCACACCCAAAGUAGCCAUUACUUAACUGAAGGGCCUGGGUCGGGCUCUGGCCACGGACACUACGACAGACUUCGAGGUCUUCGUCCACAACUCUCCAUCGACCAGUAUUCAGAUUCAAGCUUUCGCUCAGAUCUGGAGCCUCCACCUGCAAACUAUGGGCGAGACUACUUUUCAUCUGAGGACUUAAGAGCACCUGAGGGACACCAGGCACAUCCAUUAGCUGGGAGGUAUGGAGGAGGUUCUGGCAGUAAAAGGCCAACCAUAGGUCAGGCGUAUGCCUGUCAGAGCUCACCCACACAGCUCCACCCACCAGAGAAGAAACCAUUUGGCAAACAGUCUCAUCAAGAGCAGGAGCAAGAUGCGGAUGCUAGGCAAGGCCUGAGGAGUUGGAGAAUCAACUCCUAUCUUAGCACUUAUGAAGAAGGUGGAGAUGAAGGUCUGACUCAACCUAUGGGGCCUGAUGCGUUUGAAGAUCCUCCAUCAUCUCAGCAGCCAACUGCCACUGAAAAUUCAGCUCCCCGCUUUGGAAUAAAGGAGCAACUGAAUGUUCCCCCCAAAUCCAGACCAGAUUUUGUAAGACCCCGCUUUGGAAAGCCCACCUUACCUGAGAGCAACAGUAAAGACUCUGCCCUAACAACAAGCAAGGAUUUGCUUCCAUCACACAGUGACCUAAAGUCAUUUGUACAAGAGAAAAAAGGGAGGGAAGCUGAAAGGGAGAGGGAGCCAGAAAUGGGUGCAGCAAGAGAAGUGGGUGUGGAUGUGGAGGUGAAAGAGGCUCCAGAUAGCUUCCUGACCAAACAUGAAUCAUUCCGCACACGUGUUAACCCACUCCUUCAACGUAGCUCUCGUCUGCGUUCCUCACUUAUAUUCUCGUCUUCUAAGGCAGAGAUGCACAGUGGUAGCCUUGGCUUAAAACCAGCCACAGAGGUGGAUGAAGAGUUAGACUCAGUACGCACUUCCUCGAUUGUGGCCCAGAUCCUAGAGAAGAGAAGGUCACUGUCUCGUGAGCCUUUUGAGUGGAGAAAGAGGGCUGAGGAAAAAGAUAAGGAGAAAGAAAAGGAGAGGGAGAGAGAAAGAGUGGAGAAAGAAAGGGCGGAGAAAGAAAGGGCGGAGAAAGAAAUGGCAGAGAAAGAGAGAGCUGAAAAAGAGAGGGCAGAGAAGGAGAGGGCAGAGAAAGAAAGGGCAGAGAGAGAAAUGGCCGAAAAAGAAAAAGAGAGGGAGAAAGCGCAACAGCAAGAGGAAAAUGAGAUUCGAUUGAAAAAUGAGGUUAAAUCAAAAGUGGAACCUCAGAAAACCAAUGAAGAUUUAAGGAGGACACCAACUCUUGAGAAGUCUGAAUACACAACAUCAUUAUCUACGAACAUGAAUGACCCAGCCAGUCGACUACAAUAUUUCAAAGACCUGGCUGCUAAGAGAAAAGCCUCAAAAAUGGAGACUGAGUCAUCGCUAAAAAUCCCAGAGCCUGCUGAAAAAAAGCCAGACCUUUCUGAAAAACCUCCCAUAAAAACUGCAAUGACUCCAAAGAUCCCUGCUGUCUCCGUUACUCCGGCAGAACCUGAACUAAAGAAGACCGACAUAUCUGCAAAACUAGCUGAGCUCAGUCGCAGAUCUUCAUUUAGUUCCUCAAAACCACCCAUGAUGGCCACCAGACCUGUGAGCCACCUGAAGCCUUCAGAGACAACUCAACCUCAUAAAGAGGAAAAUGCAUCAGAGGGUCAAAAGAAGGAUAUAUUUAAGUCCCUAAAACCUCUUCCUUCACCUAAGCUCUUCAAGAGGGAUCCGUUGAAGCUGAAAGGACUGAAUCCUCGUCGCAUCUCCUGUGGUGAAGAGAUUCUUACCACAGACGCUACAGACGCAGAGAAGAGUGAACUGAGAAAGAGUCGCUCUCAUAGUUCUUCAACUCUGCCACGUGAUGAGUCCAGAGUAAUGGGAUCUAAUACAUCCAUCAACACACUUGGUGAGGGGAAGGGUGAAGGUAAGACACUCGACUUCUUGAAGAAGCAGACUCAGAGGCUAAAGGGAUUCCUAGGGCCCAAGGAUAAGGAGAAGAAAUCUUCAGGAGACGAUAGGGGCAUGAGCACGGUCAGAGAGGUCACUGCAGAUUCAAGCAAAAAGCAGAGUUCAUCAGCUAAAGAUAAAGGACCUACCACAACCGACCAAACUACAGCUAAUCACAAGACAUCAACCAUGACAUCAGGCCCAUCUCGAUACCAGGCUCCAGGCAGCUCUGUUCUGUUCAGCAGCAACCUACGUGAUGAUACCAAAGUCAUUCUAGGGCAGAUCUCAGCCAACAGCCAGAAGAAUCGACUGGAGCAAGAAGAAACAGGAGGGGACAGAGACAGUGACAGCGGGGAGAAGGGGCUGGAGAGACAAAACUCCUUGAAAAAGAACAGAUUUCUCCGACCAACAGGCAACGUCCAGGAGCGCGAAGGACUGCUGAAGAGGAUAGAGAGUUUGAGGAAGGAGAAGAAGGUCUACAGCCGCUUUGAGAUGGGGAAUAGCCUGGGAUAACGAAAGAUGGAGGAGCCACCUUUUAUAUGGAAACUAUUUAUGCAAGAUGAUCAAAAAGACCCAUUGCCCAUAUGUGCCAACGACACUAUCAAAGUACCUCUGUGGCUCAACACUGCAGCAUUUCCUGGAUUUUCACUCAAAGUCAUAAAACUUGAAAAGACUAUAUAUACAAAUGCUGAAAACAAACUUAAGCCAUUGGGUUUGGAAUGUGCCUGUGUGCCAAGACCUGGUACUACUUUGACCUUAUAUGGUGACUGAGAGACUCUGCUUGCGUACUGGCUGCAUGGGCUAAUGUUUCACCUAAAAGAAAAAGGUGGGGCAAUUUACCUUUAACUGAACUUGUAUGAACGUGACCGAGGGAAUCAGAGAGGAUAAGAGAGAGACAGUACACAGUCUACUUGAGGGAUGGAAAACAGAUCCAUGCCAGUCAAAGAACAUGGCGGUAUAUGACUGUGUACAAUACCAGUGUUUCUGUAAGUGUCUGUGUAGCUGGGACUUGUUUGAAACUAGGUGGGAGAAAGUGUCCUUGUGGGUUAACCAUGUGCCAAAGGCCCAUCAAGAGCAUCAUCAAAGUUAGAACUAUUAAUAAUCCAUUAAUCCAGAAAGCAGAGAUGAGAAAAUGAAGAGGAAUAGAAUGAGAAGAAUUGAUGAAGGGUGAAAAUGUAAUGGCAAAUAUGUGAGACUAUCAAGAAUGUAGAGUGAGAUCAGAAUGUGAGAAAAUGUGUUUAUAAUGUCUGACUCUAAUUUUGAGGCAGAGCUUUGAUAGAAAGUAGCGCCUGCAGUAAACUUUACCCGAGUGUUUGGUACCUUUCUAAAAAGGCAUGGACCCACUUCUCAGGGUUGAAGAUGUCAAGUAACCAUUAAGAGAGGGGGCCUGCAUGGUUUUGAGGUUUGAGGAGUGGGGUGAAAAAUGUUAGUGUAGUAGGCUUUUUUUUUUCUUUUUUAGGCUUAUAGCCCUAUCUUUCCAGGCCUUCUGUAGGACACCGUUACAUCAGAAAGUAACAUAAAAGUAUGUUUCAGUGUGUAAUACAGAAGCCAGAAUGGACCGAUAAAAUAAAUGUAAGUAUAGGUGUGAACAUAGAAAAAAACUUAAACAGAAAAAAGGGACAAACUGAACUCCGCAUAUGAACCAGAAUGUUGGGGUGUGUCUUCAUGAUACUCAUCAGUUUACAGACAAGGAUAAAUAAAAUCAAUUAAAAAUAAAACAACUCAGAAGGACGUAAAUUCACCUCAAAUGAACAGGUUGGAUGUACACCAUCCAAUUUUCUCAUCUUUUGAAAAACUUGCCCUGUUGCAGUCUAAUAGAAAAAGUAUUCCUUUCCAUCCUAAAUAUUUCAUAUAUAACGUCAAUCCAAUCAUACGCUGUUGGUUUUGCUGACUUUAGCCACUUUCUGGUAAUGGCUUUCCUGCUAGCAGCACUUAGAAUCCUUAAUAGGUGUCUCUCAUGAGAGGUAACAUUGUCCAAUGGCAAGGUGCCCAGUCUCUAUUUUAAAUGGUCAGUCCACCUGGAAUACCUUUUGCAAAACUGUAUGAACCUCCACCAUAAUAUGUGAUGAUGGUUGGCAUCAGAGCACCCACAUUGUCUCCAACAGUUUUUGUUUAUGUACAGGGAGUUACAUUUUGUUAGCUGCAGCCCCCUAUAAAGUCUUGAGAUGGUUUUUUGAUUUGAGUUCAAAAGGUAAGCGUCAUCAGUUGGUCAAUAUGGUGCCGAACUUGAAGAAAUCUAUAGAAAUCACUAUUGUUCAUAUUGUUCUAGUAGUGAGAAUAAAUGUAUAUAAGUGAGCGCUCCAGAUCGGAUAAAUAUACUAAUAUGUCAUCUGCAAAUAAGGAAAUCUUCUGUUCUCCCUUCAUAUAUAUCCGUUUAAUAUUUCUGCUCUGGCUGGUCCACUGGCUCAAGGGUUCAAUAAAAAUCGCUAAAAGGAGUGGACUAAUUGGGCAGCCUUGCCUUGUACCUCAUUCUGAGUUAAAGGAAUUGAACACUGCUCCAUUUAUCUUAAUCCUUGCCCUUGGUUUAUCAUAAAGUGCUUGUAUAGUUUUAAUAAAAGUACUAUGAAACCCAAAUGUUAGUGUACUAGGUUUAGUCUAAUGUAAUGUAAAUAAAAAUGUAAGGCAUUUACAGUUGCCAUUAAUUAAUGUCAAAAAUAGACUUGAAAUGUGCCCCUGUUUCUAUGUCCUUUGACUUAAAUUAUAAAUGAAAAGAAGAUAAAAAGGAUAGCUACUUUUUGCAGUACUGGAGCUGGGACAAGUCAAAUGACUUCUGAGACCUACGCCCUACACAAGACUGCUAAUCCCUUUGCUGGUCUGUAAACACUUGUAAACCAAAGAUGUAGUUACAUGGAACAAUUCCCAGGUUGCUUAAGAGCUUGACUGGGCAUCAAACCAUUUAAAGUUUUUUCUUCUCUUUUUUUUCUUUUACAGAUCAUCACAGAUUUGGAGGUUCUAUUACUAUAUGGACACUUCAGGGGUUACACUGUUUUCUGUACUGGAUUAUAUUGUACAUAUUUAUAUAAAAAAGGGGCUAAAUAACAAAUUAGAUAAUGACCACCCUCACUGUACUAUUAAAGUGCCUUCUGUUUAGCUUUCAGAAAUAUGCAAGUGUGUGGUCCUGGCUGUAAAAACUAAUUGGCAUUAAUUAGGGGGAAAUCAGUUGCACAGGGUCAAUGUGUUUUUUAAAAAAACCUCAGAGAGUAUUACAUUGUUUUUGAAAUACUGCAAUAAAAGUCUUUUAUGAAAUCUUAAA